Molecule: messenger RNA, 2629 nt
Organism: Hevea brasiliensis (rubber tree)
Lineage: Eukaryota; Viridiplantae; Streptophyta; Magnoliopsida; Malpighiales; Euphorbiaceae
Exons: 9
Coding region: 328-2160 (610 amino acids)
Biological process (GO): mRNA splicing, via spliceosome
Cellular component (GO): U2-type spliceosomal complex; RES complex
Molecular function (GO): RNA binding
Source: RefSeq, a predicted model, not a curated record
CAUUUUUUUAAUUGAUUACAUCCCGUGGAAUCGAUUCUACUUUUUUCUCUCUUAAAUUGCCGCACAGCUCUGACUCCACCACCGUUGUUCCCUUCAUAGUCGUCUUGCCGUUCUCCUUAGCCGUCAUCGUGUCUUUCUUUCGCCGGCUUACAGUUAUCCUUCAUAUAGGCAUCGCUGUUCAUUCACCAUUGCCGUUCUCGAUCACCGACGCCGUCGGUUUUGUUCACCAAUUUGAAGCCCUAAGUAGUUGCCUAUCCCUCUCCCCUUUCUCUAUACGUUGCCAUUUAGUGUGAGUGAGGAAUUGGGGGAGGGUAUCAAUUCUAAACUAUGGCGGCUGAAGCUUCAGGAACCAAGUCCUUAAAAGAAUAUUUGAAACGCUAUGAAACUAACAAUGAAGAAGAGAAGAAAAAGAAAAGGAGGAAGAAGAAAGUUAAACCUGAUGGGCCGGGUGUUUUGGUUGUGGAUGAAGAUCCUGUUUGGCAGAGGCCAGUAAAACUUGAGGAAGAAGAAGACAAUGAUUCUCCAGAUGAAAAACCUCAAGUUGAAGAAGACAUAGAAGUUAAGCGGAUGAAGAGGCUGGAGCAACUUAGAUCCAGACGCCCUUAUAAUACAAUUGCUGAGGAUGGAAGUGGAUGGAUUUCACUCUCUCCUAAACAUGCCAUUGCCACUGAUCAAAAUUCUGAUAUGUCUCCACCCCGUAGACAGAGGUAUGACACACCGUCACCUGAGCCUUUAGAGAGGACUGUGGAUGCUGGUAGGAUAGAAGCAGAUUUCUCAUCUCCACGGCAGCGGCGGACGCACCACCAUACUCCAUCACCUGAAUCUGAUACAAGGUCUGCACACUUGACUGAUCUGAAUUCUGAUUUGUCACCUCCUCGUAAGCAAAGGGCUCGAAAUGAUACUCCUUCACCAGACCCAUCCUUGAAGCCGUCCUCGAGAGAAGUUGUUGACUUGUCACCUCGGCAGCGACGAAAACGUCAUUAUUCCCCAUCUCCUGGAUCUGAUACAAAACACAAAUAUUCUGGCAGUCCACAUGCUGAUUUGUCACCACGCCGUAGGCCAGGGGCAAGGAACAACACAUCUUCACCACUAACUGAAUUUACUGAAAGAAAAGAUGCUGAUUUGUCUCCUCCACGACAACAGCGUAGACGUCAUUAUGCUUCAUCUCCUGAACCUGUCCAAAAUUUUGAUAUGUCCCCUCCUCGCCGAUCUCAUGCUCAGACUUCUGAAAGGAGGAAAUCUGAAGUACCUGAGUCAGGUAUAUCUCAUCCAAGGCGAGCUGAUCAUAGGUCUUCUCAUGGUGGUGCACGUACUUCCCUAGGGUCAGAUCUUUCACCCCCACGGAAAAACAGAAUGAAUGUUGAGCAAUCAGGAUCACCAGAUUUUUCUCCUCAGCAUUUGCCUAGGCAUUCAAGUACAACUGUGAAUGGUAGCUCACAUGCAUCUUUGAAUCAAGACAUUUCGCUAACAAGGAAAAACCAGGAGCCAUCUGAUCCUGUUUCCUCAAAGGGGCGACCAAAAACUGGUUUGAUUACUGGCCACGAUAUCAUGCAGGAGAUAUCUAAAACUAAGAGGGAUGAUUUAUUGAGGUUUGAACAGAUGGAUCCUUCUUUGAGUGGUCGGGGUGCUGAACCUAUAUUUCGUGAUAAGAAAGGACAGCGAAUAUCGAAGGAGGAGUAUUUGAAAUCAAAACAAAAAGUUGAGGAAAAGCCUAAGGAGAAGAAGUUAGAGUGGGGUAAGGGCUUGGCUCAAAAGCGAGAUGCUGAGGCGAGGCUGCAAGAAUUAGAACAAGAGAAGGACAAACCAUUUGCACGAACCAGAGAUGAUCCUGAUCUUGACAAAAUGCUGAAGGAGAGAGUAAGAUUUGGUGAUCCUAUGGCGCAUUUGGUAAAGAAAAAGCAUUCUGGACCUGUUCUUGCAGAUCUUGGAGAUAGUGAGAAGAUGAAGGAAUCGGGGUUUAUAAUUCCUCAGGAGAUUCCCAAUCACAGCUGGAUAAAAAGAGGAUUAGAUGCUGCACCCAAUCGAUAUGGGAUAAAGCCAGGAAGACACUGGGAUGGGGUUGAUCGAAGUAAUGGAUUUGAGAAAAAAAUGUUCCGAAGGCUAAAUGAAAAACGAGCUACAGAAAGGGAAGCUUAUCUUUGGUCCGUCUCUGAUAUGUGACUGGAGUUGUGGAUUGAAAAGGAUACUCGUCUUUGUGGAAGGUAAAGAAGAUGUUACUUUUGCCAGCUGGCAAAUUGUUCUUCCAGACCAUAUUAGCCUGGGGAUAGUGCUUGACUGAGGUUCAUUGGUUAGUGGCUUUUAUUUGGUGGGUAAAAUUGGAUCCAUGAAAAAUCAAUCGCAAGCUUAAACUGCAGAAGACAUGCAAUAACUAUCAAGGUAACUGCAGUUUCAUUAAUGAGUUUAUCUGCAUUUGCAUCAACUGUGAAUAGAUGAGCUAUCUGUUCUCUGACUGAUGGCCACACUUGUUGCAGAUUAUUGUUCUGUUUAUUUCUCCCCCCAUCCCCUCCUCCCUCUCCUCUUCAGUGAACAUGAUGCUCAUAUGGAGUGAAUUUGUCGCAUAUAUUGUAAGAUGAUAGUUUUUUUCUCACUUCUGAUUGCUAUAUUCUAAAUGGGAACCAGAUUCAAGUUA